This is a messenger RNA of Hippocampus comes (tiger tail seahorse), 1726 nucleotides long. It is a transcript of the gene cunh1orf52, whose product is annotated as chromosome unknown C1orf52 homolog. The record is from RefSeq and is a predicted model, not a curated record. Bases 163 to 831 code for a protein of 222 amino acids. The transcript has 3 exons. Lineage: Eukaryota; Metazoa; Chordata; Actinopteri; Syngnathiformes; Syngnathidae.
UACGAACAAACCACUUUGCGACUGUAUUGGAGGUUGAUUCAAAAUGGAGUAAGGUUAAGAAAACGCAAAGGAUUGAAUGCGGUUUUGUAUUCCAGUAAUCAACAUUGUGUGCAAUUUAUCUUCAACGAUCCAUGUGCGCAAGAAAAUACCGAGCCCGACAUAAUGACUGAAGACAAGAAGACAGGCUCUCUGGGCUUCUUUGCGAGUUACGACGAUUUGAGCGACAGUAGCGACUCGGACGAAGAGGCUGAGCGCCGCCGGAGAGAUCCGAGACACAAACCAGAGACCGAAGCAACGAGAAGUGAACCGAACUCUUCCGACCAAGAAAGCAAACGAGAAGCCAGUGAAAAUCGUUUGCCUAAACCAGACGAGCUCUUUAACUCGGUGUCCAAACCAACGUUUCUUUACAAUCCUCUGAAUAAGGAGAUCGACUGGGAUAAAUUGACGGUGAAAGCUCCCGAAGAGGCACCAAAGGAAUUUAAGCCAUGGAUGACAAAUGCUGUGCCCCCACCCCAAAGUUAUGCAGCGGAGCCUGAGAAGAAGAAGGGACCUCCUCCGGGUAUGGACAUGGCCAUAAAAUGGUCCAAUGUGUAUGAGGACAAUGGUGAAGAUGCACCAAAGGCUCACACAGGAAAAGCCCAGUUCCUUCCACCAGAAGAGCAACAUGUUGACUCAGAUGAGGAGUCCAAGACGUCACCUUCGUCAGCCAAGAAACGUAAGGUGGAGAGCUUCCAGCAAAAGGAGAAGCGGAAGAGAGACAUGGGACAGGCUACGUCUGACAAGAGUUUUGUUGAAGAGGAAAAAAGAAUCCUCCGACAAAAGAUUGAAUGAAAUCCAAAGUUGCCCCCAAAAGAAAUCGGUUUCAUUAUGAUCAUUAUUUUUAUUAACUUUUUAUGUUUCAUCAGUAAAGAGCACAUGGGGCAUUUAGAUCGAUGUCCUGAAUCGCAAUUGGACUGCAAAGAGUUUGAGUGCAACUGGACUAAAGUGUCUGUUGAGUGAUGUAAUUUAUCAAGGUGUUUGUUUUCAUGUUAGCUUUAUUGUCUUGGUGCACAAAUGCAGCCCGCUCACCAUUUUUAAUACUACUCUUCUAUUUACAUUCACAGUGACAGGCUGUCUUGAGCCAAUUCAUAGUACUCCAAAUAGCAGAUUUUGCGUCACCUUUCCUUGAUGCACCAAACGUGUCGUUUCAAUAAAAUUGUUACCAGAGAAGGUAAAUAAUUUGGGGGUUUUGCUAUGGUUGUGGAAAUUGUAGCAAGAAUUUGUAGUCCUAGUGAAUAGAAAUAAAAUCAAAUUAUUUUUAUUUGUAUUUCAUUUUCAGUUACAUAUCAUUAGCUAAACAAACGAUUGUGUAGCGGUCUGUUUUUAUCACAAGUUUUACUGAAUUCAGUGUUGUACAAUGAUCCCUCACCACUUCGGGCUUCAGUUUUGUGGCUUCAGUGUUUCGUGUGUGUUUUUUUUUUUUCAAUAUUAAAAAAGAAUUACAGCCAUAUCGGCACCCAUAUUGCGGAAAGACACGUUGUUUCAUGUUGAUGUGGCGAGAGAGCAGGUUUCCCUGCAUGCUGAACAAAAAGCUGCAGCUUGUCGGAGAUGGCACCAUUAAUAGAGACACAUUGCUUUCGCGCGGCGACGGGAGGUAGGGAGAGGGUAGUCCACAGGCUAAAAUGACAGCUGAAACUUUCAGCUCAGUCAGUUUUUUUCUUCACUAAAAAAAGCCCGUUGUCUGAUA